Molecule: messenger RNA, 891 nt
Organism: Naegleria lovaniensis
Lineage: Eukaryota; Heterolobosea; Eutetramitea; Acrasida; Naegleriidae
Exons: 5
Coding region: 1-891 (296 amino acids)
Biological process (GO): transmembrane transport
Molecular function (GO): transmembrane transporter activity
Source: RefSeq, a predicted model, not a curated record
AUGACAACAACUUCAUCAUCAUCGGCUGGUUCAACGACCUUCUUUAAAAACCUCUCGAUCGGUGCUGCCUCUGGAUGCAUUGCUGCCUGUACAAUUUUUCCUCUGGAUCUGUUGAAAACUAAAAUUCAAUCAUCAUCGGGUCAACAAUCUAUCCCACAAAUUAUUCGGGAUACCAUUCGUCCAGAUAAUGGAGGAUUGAGAGCAUUAUAUCGUGGACUUGCUCCAAACUUGGUUGGAAUUAUGCCUGAGAAGGCAAUCAAGUUGGCUGCUAAUGAUUUCUUCCGAUCUUUCUACAGUAGUAAAUUUGUUGGAAAUACUGUUAAACAACAAGGACAACAAAUUCAACAAUUGCCAUUGUGGAUUGAAGUGUUGAGUGGAGGCAGUGCUGGUGCUUGUCAAGUAGUGGCAACAACUCCUAUGGAACUUUUAAAAAUUAAUGCACAAAUGGCUGGAAAGAAUCACUCAACCAUUGCAUUUAUCAAACAAGUCGGUUUGACUGGAAUGUACAAGGGUUUAACGGCCACAUUGAUGAGAGAUGUGCCAUUCAGUAUGAUUUACUUCUCUAUGUAUGCUCGUGUCAAGAAUUAUUAUAGAGCUCAAUCUCAACGAGAAUAUCUUCCAUUGCCAAAAGUUUUGUUGUCAUCCAUUAUUGCGGGUACAUUCGCAGCUGCUUUAGCAACACCAAUGGAUGUCAUUAAGACUCGUCUCCAAUAUGCUGGAAGCUCUGGAACUCAGGGGAUGACCUAUAUUCAAGCUGCUAAAUACUGCUACACUAACAAGUUACUCUGGAAAGGCACAUUACCAAGAGUUUUAAUCAUUUCACCAUUGUUCGGUAUUACGUUAUUAUGCUAUGAAGGUUUCCAAAAGCUGUUGGGAAUCACAACUGUGUAA